GAGGAGGCGGCUGUGGCAAUGGCGAUGGCGUCGCUGCGCGUCGGGGCGGCGGCCCUGUCGGGGCUGGCCGUGGCCGCCUUGGGGCGCGGCUGGCGGGCCCACAUGGCGCCCGAGCCGGAGCCGGAGCCGGAGCCGGAGCUGUCCCGCCGCUGCGGCGGCUUCAUGGCCCCGCCGGUGACCCCCCUGAGGGAGCUGCAGGCCGCGCCGCGGGCCCUGAAGACCCGGAUGGAGCUGCUGCUGAUGGACACCCAGGCCCAGGUGUGCCGGGCCCUCGGCCGGCUCGACCGGGGCGCCGCCUUCUCCGUCGACCGCUGGGACAGGAAGGAAGGAGGUGGAGGCGUCAGCUGUGUACUUCAGGAUGGCAAUAUCUUUGAAAAGGCUGGAGUCAGUGUUUCUGUAGUUCAUGGGAAUCUUUCUGAGGAAGCAGCAAAACAAAUGAGGAGCAGAGGAAAGUCCCUGAAGACCAAAAAUGGUAAACUGCCCUUUUGUGCCAUGGGGGUAAGCUCUGUUAUCCACCCGAAGAAUCCUCAUACUCCUACGAUCCAUUUCAACUACCGUUACUUUGAAGUGGAAGAAGCAGAUGGCAACAAGCUGUGGUGGUUUGGUGGUGGCUGUGACCUCACUCCAACUUACUUGAACAAAGAGGAUGCAGUCCACUUCCAUAAAACUCUGAAGGAAGCUUGCGACCGCCAUGAUCCCAAACUGUACCCCAAGUUUAAAAAAUGGUGUGACGACUACUUCUUUAUAACCCACCGAGGAGAGCGGCGGGGUAUCGGAGGCAUAUUCUUCGAUGAUCUGGACUCGCCAUCGAAGGAAGAUGUGUUUCAGUUUGUGCAGAGCUGCGCCCAGGCUGUGGUGCCUUCUUAUAUCCCCCUCGUAAAGAAACACUGUAAUGACUCGUUCACAGCACAGGAGAAGCAGUGGCAGCAGCUUCGGAGAGGGAGGUACGUGGAGUUUAAUCUGUUGUACGACAGAGGUACAAAGUUUGGUCUCUUCACUCCAGGAUCCAGAAUUGAAAGCAUUCUUAUGUCUUUGCCCUUGACUGCCAGAUGGGAAUACAUGCACGCGCCCCCUGAGAAUUCCAAAGAAGCAGAAAUCUUGGAAGUUCUGCGUAAUCCCAAGGACUGGGUCCACUAACCAACAAAGCAGGCAUCGCUUGGUCGAUGGAUUCCCAAAAUGUGUGAAUUUUCUCACAUGGGCCCUCUGAAAUUGCCAUUGUGUGGCAGGUUUUUUAAUGUAGGAAUUAACUGUGCUGAAAAAUCUACAGGAUAAGCAGCUCCAUUGUAAAGCGGGGGGAAAAAGAAUAUGCGGGUCUAUGUGACAUUCAUAGUCGGUCACCUUCUACCUGCCAAAGGCAGGAUUGCUCUGGUCAGAUAACACAUCUUCUUAUGUUUCUAGCUGCUAUAAUUUAAGGAAUCAUUUUGAGAUUGUAAAUUUGUUUCUUGUGAUUUCACGACUAAAUAUGAAGCUGAUGCAAAACUUGUGAUGCUCACAUAUCAUGGGGAAUCCAGGAACUGCACUGAGAAAAGCUGACUCAGGAAACACAAAAUUGACUUUGUCUUGGAUUUUUUUGUUGUAUGCUUUUUCAACAAAUUUUGGAUUAACUGUCAUAGGAAUAAAUCUCUGGUUUGUAAUCUCAUUCCUUUGACAAAAUAAUACCGCCUAAUUAAUGGUAAUGCAACAGCCCGCAAAGUGGCUGAAAAUUUUGCAUUUGUCAGCUUGAAGGUCCUUGAUGAUGUAGGAAAUAAUAAUUUUGCAUGUUUAGAAUAAUUAAGCUUGUUGUGGAGGGGGAAUGUGUCUGUUUAUUGUUGUACUCUCCCAAGCGCUUAGUACAGUGCUUCGCACACAGUAAACUCUCGGGAAAUACAAUUGAAUGAUUAAUUAAUGAAGGUUAGCUAUGAACAGUCAUAUAUGAAAAGCACAUCUUGUUCCUGAUGUUGAAGAUACUUACACUGGAGGAGAAAAACACUUUUGAUUUGGGAAUCUGACCCUUUAGGGAAAACACAAGUGGAAAAUUUGGACCUGACGAUGUUUUUCAAAAUAUAAAUUGUUGUUGUAAA
Molecule: messenger RNA, 2060 nt
Organism: Tachyglossus aculeatus (Australian echidna)
Lineage: Eukaryota; Metazoa; Chordata; Mammalia; Monotremata; Tachyglossidae
Gene: CPOX
Product: coproporphyrinogen oxidase
Exons: 7
Coding region: 19-1137 (372 amino acids)
Cellular component (GO): mitochondrial intermembrane space; cytoplasm
Molecular function (GO): coproporphyrinogen oxidase activity
Source: RefSeq, a predicted model, not a curated record